AUGGUUCUUCAGGGUCAAUCGACUAUCCCGCCCCGACAUGUUGAUCGGAAGGAGCUAUAUACGGAUCUGGAGGCAAGGAUUCGCUAUUUGCAGCAUUUUUUGGGGUUUGGGACCGAUGACGUCGCUGCCCUGCACGUCGGAGCCAAAUACAUCAAAGCGAUGGCCCCCACGCUCGUUGAUCGCGUAUACUCCAAGCUUCUCGAGACGGACAUCACCGCGCGCGUGUUCCGCACCCGCAGCACGGCAUCGGAAGAGCACGUCGAUAGUUAUCCCACGUUCGAGAGCUCGCAGAUCCAGCGACGACGCAUGUUCCUGCGCUGGUAUAUGACGAAGUUGUGCUCGGAUCCGACCAGGAUUGAGUUCUGGAAGUAUCUCAAUCAAGUUGGACGAAUGCACGACGGCAAAGACCGCAUGCUCUCCUUCGACGUCGAAUACAUCCACAUCGGGGCGUGUCUGGGCUUCGUCCAAGACGUCAUCAUCGAAGCCGUCAUGGGCCUGGACGUUGUUUCCUUUCCGUUCCGACUCGCCCUCGUCCGCGCCUUGGGGAAGGUCAUCUGGAUCCAGAACGAUCUGUUUGCGCGAUGGCGGGUUCGCGAUGGGCAGGAGUUUGAUGAUGAGAUAGAGGCGGCGCAUCAUGACCCUGAGACGGAGCUCAAACCGAAGACGACGAAGCCGGCGCCGAAAGACCGCGACGAUUCGUCCAGUAUCAAGACAACUUGGUCGGCGCAGACGGAACCGGCGAGUUUGUUUUCGAAUAUGCAGUCUGUCGAGACGGCGUCGACGAGGACCACGAUUCCGGCAAACUCGGCGUCGCAGGUGUCCGUUUGUCCGUUUGCGCUGGAUUUUAAGCAGACGUUCGAGACGAAGGUGUGGUCGGGGCAGGAUUCGGGGCAUCGGUAGGGAUUUGGCUGGGGGAGUUGAGGAGUAUAUCAGUGUCUGUUUUCCUUUUUUUUUUGACAUUCCUGUUUCAUAAAAACAAUACAAUGUCACGUCUAUAGAUCU
Aspergillus heteromorphus CBS 117.55 is the source of this 1002-nucleotide messenger RNA. Its product is annotated as protoglobin family protein. The record is from RefSeq and is a predicted model, not a curated record. The transcript has 3 exons. The coding region runs from base 1 to 900 and encodes 299 amino acids. Gene Ontology annotation, molecular function: oxygen binding; heme binding. Lineage: Eukaryota; Fungi; Ascomycota; Eurotiomycetes; Eurotiales; Aspergillaceae.